AUGCCUCGCGCCAUAAAAUCAUCAGGCAAGACCCGUCAUGAUCCCCUGCUCGUUCAGCUCGACGAGGAUCAGCAGGAAGCAACAUAUGGUCGAGUCUCGGAGCCGGGAAAAAGAAAAAAAAACCCCAAAAAAUCAGUGCAGGAGAACGAAGAUUCGGAGGCUGUAUUAGAUCCAAAGACCUCAAGACGUAUCUUAGAAUUAGCCAAGAUUCAACAAGAAGAGUUAGAUGCUCCAGAGACAGAAGAUGAAGAAGGUGAAGCAGGUUAUGAAUUUUCGGCAAGGGAUGUCGAUGAGGACGAAGAAGAAGAAGGAGAUAGCAUAAGUGGUGAGGAUGUAGAAGAGAUAUUCGAAAUAGAUUCAGGAGAUAUGGAGACCCUAGACGCAUUACUGCCUCAUAAUCCUGGGGAGCGCAAAACUUUAGCAGAUAUAAUUUUCGCAAAGCUCGACAGUCAUGGGACCCAAAACACCGCUGCGAUACAAAAAGUACAACAAGAUCGAUCAAAGCCAAAUCCAGCUCUGGGGCUUGACCCAAAGGUGGUCGAAGCGUACACGAAACUGGGUUUCUUUCUCCAAAAAUACAUAUCGGGCCCGCUACCCAAACUAUUCAAGGUCAUACCCACUCUUUCUGCUUGGGCUCGCAUCCUCGCCCUCACCGAACCUGAAAACUGGUCGCCUCAUGCAUGCAGAGCGGCGACUAGAAUAUUUAUUUCUACAAUGAAGCCUCCGCAGGCUCAGCUUUUCCUCAGUGUUGUACUGCUCGAUGCGAUCCGGGAAGAUAUUCAGGAGCACAAGAAACUCAAUGUGCAGUAUUAUGAAGCCUUGAAGAGGGCAUUGUACAAACCCGGUGCCUUCUUCAAGGGUAUCAUCUUCCCAAUGCUCGAUCAAGGGUGUACAUUGAAAGAAGCCGCAGUCGUUGCUUCUAUCCUUGCUAAAGUGAAAAUACCUGUGCUACAUGCAUCUGCGGCAUUGUUACGGAUAGCCGAAAUGGAUUAUACUGGUCCCAAUUCCCUUUUUAUUCGAGUUCUCGUUGACAAAAAGUUUGAACUGCCAUACAAAGUUGUCGACGCGCUUGUUUUUCAUUUCAUCCGGCUUUCAAAUACCUACAAAGCCCGUAAUCGUGGAGAGUCUGAUCGUCUUCCGGUACUAUGGCAUCAAAGUCUGUUAGUAUUCGUGCAACGAUACGGUUCUGAUCUCACCCCAGACCAAAAGGACGCUUUGUUGGAUGUCGUGCGAGCCACGCCACAUGCGCAAAUCAGCCCUGAAAUCAGACGCGAACUGGUCAAUUCCGUUGUGAGGGGUGCACCAAGGGAUGAUGUGAGCGAGGACUUUGAAAUGGCAUGA
Molecule: messenger RNA, 1341 nt
Organism: Lentinula edodes (shiitake mushroom)
Lineage: Eukaryota; Fungi; Basidiomycota; Agaricomycetes; Agaricales; Omphalotaceae
Product: Bystin-domain-containing protein
Exons: 8
Coding region: 1-1341 (446 amino acids)
Biological process (GO): rRNA processing
Cellular component (GO): nucleolus; preribosome, small subunit precursor; cytoplasm
Molecular function (GO): snoRNA binding
Source: RefSeq, a predicted model, not a curated record